UAGAAUGUAGACCUUCUUAUGGAAUUUCAUCAAUUAAUAUUGUUGAUUACGAGCGACCUCCGAUAGCGACAAUUUCAGAAUCAUCGUUAAAGCUAUCUGUAUAUGCACUGGCUUGUAACCCAACAGGAACUGUUCUUGCUUCAGGAUCUCCAGAAAAGAUUCAUAGUUUUACAGGUCAUACUGAUAAUAUUAGAGCUAUAUUAGUUAGUGAUGAUGGUGAAUUGAUAUUAUCAGGAUCUUCCGAUACUACCAUUAAAUUAUGGUCAUUAAAAGCUCAAAGAUGCAUAAAUACGUUCACUGUUCAUUCAGACUCCGUAUGGUCUCUUUAUUCAGAUCAUCCUAGGUUGGAAUUAUUUUAUUCAGGUGGUAAAGAUGGAUUGGUCACAAAAGUUGAUUAUAGCGGUUGCGCAGAAAUUCGUGAUGGUGAAUGCGUAGCUGUAUGUAAAGAGGAAAGUGGU
Messenger RNA from Racocetra persica, 458 nucleotides. The record is from the annotation of a GenBank genome assembly. NCBI's taxonomy places the organism in Eukaryota, Fungi, Glomeromycota, Glomeromycetes, Diversisporales, Gigasporaceae.